AUGGCAGAUAGCAAAUUAAAUUCAAUUAAUCAAAUAAUGGAUAUUGAUGGUUCGAUCUCUGUGAAUACAUUUUCGCAUCAUGUUCUAACUACUUAUCCAGAUGUUUUUCCAUGUAAAACUUUAAUUGAUGCAAUCAGAUAUAUUCUUUGUAAUAAUUCAUUCCAAGGAAGUAAUGCAACAUUAACUGAGGUUCAAGAGCAAAUCUUCGAAAUUAUUGAAAAGUUAAAUACACUUCCACAAAUAAUGUUCGAAUAUUUACGCAAACAUUUCGCAAAACAUUUUGAUAUUGAUCUAUACAUUAUUGCUUUUAUAAAUGAAAAAUUUUCUAUAAUCCAUGAUGAUAAUUAUGAUAAAGCAAAUAUAGCUUAUUUACAACUCAAUAAAGAUAAUACAGUUCAGGGACCUUUAUACAUCAAAAAAGUUAAUGAACCGUCAAAUGAUAUCCCUCAAAUACAAGAACAACAAGCUGUCCAUUGUAUGCAGGAACUUAUUGAAAAUUCAUCAAUGGAUGAUACAUCAAAUUUGACAAAUCAAAUAGAUCUCUUAGAUGCUAAGAGUCAAUCUCGUAUUUUACUUGAUCAAAUGUUACAUCAAAUUUUUCAAUUAACUGAUGCACUUCCAAUAGAGGCUCAUAUAAUGAAUGAAACUUGUCAACAAUUCGAAAAUAUUCAAUUUAAUAUUCGUCAAUCUACAGUUCCAAGUCCUAUAAGAAGUCCAACGACCGAAAUUAAUAAUAUUCAUUUCAUCGAUAUUCAAACUGACUUACAAUAUCAAAUGAAUCAAAAGCGAUUGGAUGUUGAAAUUGUGUUAAAUCCUUUUGCACCAAAGAUGUACCAUUCACCAACAUUGUCUAAGCCAUUAAAAAAUACAUUUCAUCCUCGAAACUUGAAAGAAUUUGUUCCUCCUGAUGAUGGUAAUUUACUAUAUCUCGCUACUGAACUACAUACUAUUUAUGGACAAACUCAUCGUGCGAAAAUUAUUGUUCCAGAUCAUACAAAGGCAGAAGAUGAAUCGUUAAUAAAUAAUAAUGAUCUGAGAUGUCUGAAGUUUGAUGAUUGCCAUACAGAUGAUAAAGUCGAUCUUGAUAACAACCGAAUCUAUUCAAAAAUCACUGCGGAAGAACGUCAAAAUUUAAUGAAAAAGUAA
Rotaria sp. Silwood1 is the source of this 1146-nucleotide messenger RNA. NCBI's taxonomy places the organism in Eukaryota, Metazoa, Rotifera, Eurotatoria, Philodinida, Philodinidae. The record is from the annotation of a GenBank genome assembly.